This is a messenger RNA of Rosa rugosa (rugosa rose), 3643 nucleotides long. RefSeq names its product protein SUPPRESSOR OF QUENCHING 1, chloroplastic. The record is from RefSeq and is a predicted model, not a curated record. The transcript has 28 exons. Gene Ontology annotation, molecular function: protein binding. NCBI's taxonomy places the organism in Eukaryota, Viridiplantae, Streptophyta, Magnoliopsida, Rosales, Rosaceae. Bases 217 to 3456 code for a protein of 1079 amino acids.
UAUUUUUCAAAAAAAAAAGAACACACUCGAUUUGGCUUGAAUUGCCCCUAAAACCACAAACGAAUCUCGAAAUUACCAGAACCCAUUCUCACUUGCACAGCACACAGAAGGACAAUUUCGUCCACAGAAACACAAAAAUAUAACAGAGUCCUCUCCCCGCCACUCACUAACAGAAUAAUCAGUUGGUGUUCUCUACGACUACCCAACCAACCUCCCAUGGCCAUGAGGCUACUCUCACCACCCUCCUCUUCUCUCUCACAACCCACCAGGCUCUUCUGCUUACAUUCCGCCUCAACCAGACCAAAACCCAUUUCAGUCCCAACCCUUCUCUUCCAAAGGACCCCAAAACGGUUCGUUUUCUCCAAGAGAAUGGUGGUCAAAGCUUGUGUGAAAGUGGAGGAGAAGAACGUUCAAGAAUCUUCUGGAAGUGAGUGGGGGAAGGUCUCUGCUGUGCUGUUUGACAUGGAUGGAGUUCUCUGCAAUAGCGAAGAGCCUUCUAGAAGGGCCGCAGUCCAAGUUUUCGCCGAAAUGGGGGUUGAGACCACGGUGGAGGACUUUGUUCCUUUCGGAGGAACUGGUGAAGCGAAUUUUUUAGGAGGUGUUGCUGCUGUUAAGGGGGUAAAGGGAUUCGAUACCGAGGCAGCAAAGAAGAGAUUCUUUGAGAUAUAUUUGGAUAAGUAUGCAAAACCAGAUUCUGGAAUAGGAUACCCCGGUGCCCUUGAACUUGUUACUCAGUGUAAAAGCAAAGGCCUUAAGGUUGCUGUUGCAUCCAGUGCUGAUCUAAUCAAGGUUAAGGCAAAUCUAGCUGCUGCCAAUUUACCACUUUCAUUGUUUGAUGCUAUUGUGUCAGCAGAUGCUUUUGAGAAUCUGAAACCUUCUCCUGAUAUAUUCUUGGCUGCAUCAAAGAUCUUGGAUGUAAUCCCUAGUGAGUGUAUUGUAAUUGAGGAUGCACUAGCUGGAGUGCAGGCUGCCAACGCUGCAAAAAUGAGAUGUAUAGCUGUGAAAACUACUCUAUCAGAAGAGGCUCUAAUGAGUGCUGGUCCAUCCAUUAUUCGAAAUCAAAUAGGAAAUAUUUCACUCGAUGAUAUUCUCAGUGGUGGCUCUGAUGGCUAUAAUGGGAAGAUGCAGGGACUUCAAUUUCUUAAUUCUUCAUCUCAAACCACAUCAGAAAAGCUCACGGAAAGAGAUACUGAUUCUUCUGGUGCUGCCAAUGACGGCAUUUUCUCGUUUGGAGGGGUUGUUCGGCGAGAUAUAGUGAAAUAUGGAAGCUUGGGGAUUGCUUUGUCUUGUCUUGCCUUCACCAUAUCAAACUGGAAGGCAAUGCAAUAUGCAUCACCUAACGCUAUUUGGAAUGUGAUAUUUGGGGUCAACCAGCCAUCUAUUGCACAGAAAGAAGGUGAAUCAAAGUUGGAAAGAAUCCAACAAUUUGUGAACUAUAUAUCUGACCUGGAAACCAGAGGAACUGCUCCAAUUGUGCCAGAAUUUCCACCAAAACUUGAUUGGUUGAAUACAGCUCCCAUCAAGUUAAGCAAGGAUCUCAAAGGAAAAGUGGUUGUGCUGGACUUUUGGACCUAUUGCUGUAUAAAUUGUAUGCAUGUACUGCCAGACCUGGAGUUUUUGGAGAAAAAAUACAAAGAUAUGCCGUUCACUGUGGUGGGAGUUCAUUCGGCAAAGUUUGAUAAUGAGAAGGAUUUAGAGGCCAUUCGGAAUGCAGUGUUACGCUAUGACAUCACUCACCCAGUAGUCAAUGAUGGAGAUAUGUAUCUAUGGAGAGAGCUAGGUGUGAAUUCAUGGCCAACAUUUGCUGUUGUUGGGCCCAAUGGAAGACUUCUUGCUCAACUAUCAGGUGAAGGUCGCCGCAAGGAUCUUGAUGAUUUGGUGGAGGCAGCUCUUUUGUACUAUGGCCGAAAGAAAAUCUUGGACAAUGCACCACUUCCUUUGCGUUUGGAGAAAGAUAAUGAUCCCCGUUUGUUUACGUCUCCAUUAAAGUUUCCUGGAAAGCUGGCAGUUGAUGUCGAAAACAAGAGGCUCUUCAUUUCAGACAGUAAUCACAACCGCAUAGUUGUAACCGACCUAGAUGGAAAUUUUAUUGUCCAAAUUGGAAGUACAGGAGAGGAAGGUCUACGUGAUGGUUCUUUUGAUGAUGCCACCUUUAAUCGGCCUCAGGGCCUGGCUUACAAUACAAAAAAAAAUCUUCUCUACAUCGCGGAUACUGAAAACCAUGCGUUGAGGGAGAUUGACUUUGUUAACGAAACAGUGCGUACUCUAGCUGGAAAUGGAACCAAAGGCUCUGAUUACAGAGGAGGAGGAAAAGGAAGCACUCAGCUACUCAACUCUCCAUGGGAUGUCUGCUUUCAUCCAGUCAAUGAGAAAGUUUAUAUUGCCAUGGCUGGCCAACAUCAAAUUUGGCAACUUGAUACAGCUGAUGGGAUUACUAGAGCAUUUAGUGGUGAUGGUUAUGAAAGAAAUCUGAAUGGAUCAAGCUCUUCAAGCACAUCAUUUGCACAGCCUUCUGGAAUUUCAUUAUCUCCUGAUAUGACGGAACUGUAUAUUGCUGAUAGUGAGAGUAGCUCCAUCAGGGCAGUUGUUUUAAAAACAGGAGGAUCAAGAUUGCUAGCGGGUGGUGAUCCAUUUUUCUCAGACAAUUUGUUUAAGUUUGGGGACCAUGAUGGAAUGGGUUCUGAAGUACUUCUUCAACAUCCACUCGGUGUCUUGUGUACAAAGGGCAGUCAAAUCUAUAUAGCAGAUAGCUAUAAUCACAAGAUAAAGAAGCUAGAUCCAUCUAGUAAAAGAGUUAGUACCAUAGCAGGGACAGGGAAAGCUGGUUUCAAGGACGGAACAGCUCUUGAAGCUCAGCUUUCAGAGCCAUCAGGAAUCACUGAAGCGAAAAAUGGGAGACUCUUCAUAGCCGAUACAAACAACAGUCUAAUCAGAUAUAUUGACUUAAGCAGCAAAGAACCUGAACUUCUUACUCUGGAGCUAAAAGGGGUUCAGCCUCCCACAGCAAAAUCCAAGGCUUUGAAACGCCUCAGAAGGCGCUCAUCAGCUGACACACAGACCGUUACAGUUGAUGGUGGUUCAUCCAAUGAGGGGAACCUCUUUAUUAAAAUAUCAUUACCUGAAGAGUAUCAUUUUUCAAAGGAAGCUCGCAGUAAGUUUAGUGUUGAAACUGAGCCUGAAACUGCAGUUCUCGUUGAUCCCUCAGAUGGAUAUCUUAGUCCAGAAGGAUCAGCAGUACUUCAUUUUAAGAGACCCUCUCCCUCAGCUUCUGUGGGGAGAGUUGAUUGCAAGGUUUACUAUUGCAAAGAAGAUGAGGUCUGUUUAUACCAAUCCUUAUUAUUUGAGGUACCAUUCCAUGAGGAAAUUCCAGAAUCCAACCCAGAAGAAAUCACACUUGCCUACCUUGUAAAGCCUAGAACUUCAACAGACAGCUUACAGCUACCAGUUGCACGCUGACACGAUUACACAAACAUUUUGUAUAGAUCUUGUACUACUUCACCAUGAAAAUAGGAUACCAAACUACGUAUAGCAGUUAGAUAGAAAACAUUCGAGUUAUUUGUGGUCAUUUCAUGUUACUUUGUUUUUCAGAAUUUGUACCAAAUUUUAUAAUGAAAAAUCCAGAGGAACUAUGCAUUGACUUGUA